Messenger RNA from Closterium sp. Naga37s-1, 3957 nucleotides. The record is from the annotation of a GenBank genome assembly. NCBI's taxonomy places the organism in Eukaryota, Viridiplantae, Streptophyta, Zygnematophyceae, Desmidiales, Closteriaceae.
AUGGGGUGCGCGUGUUCCCAUCCCAGUGCGCUCGACGAGUCUCCGCCUCACAAGCCUGCAGCAGAGAAGCCUCCCCCUCCCCCACAGCAGCAGCAAAGACCGCCAGCCGCCACUCCGCCUCCCGCCGCCGUCCCCGUGGCACCCGAGCCCCCUUCCAUAAAGGAUCCCCCGCCUCCCGCCAAAUCAGGGGCUCCGCCAACAGUAGCAGCUGCGCCAGCGGCGGUAACCGCAGCUCAAGCCGCGGGGAAGGGCAGCUCGCGGCAGAGCGGGCAACUGGGGGCGGGGGAGGAGGGAGCGGAGCGGGAGAGACGGAAGGAGCGGGAAAAGGAGAAGGAGAAGGAGAAGGAGCGAGAGCGGGAGCGGGAUCGAGAGCGGGCGGGAGAUGCGGUAGUGCCGGCGGCGGUGGCGUCGGUGCCGCGGCAGGUGCACAAGAGCCUGGAGGCGGAGCAGGUGGCGGCGGGAUGGCCGUCGUGGCUCGCGUCCGUCGCCAGCGAGGCCAUCAAGGGCUGGGUGCCGCGCCGCGCCGACUCCUUCGAGAAACUCGACAAGGUGAGCCGCGCGCGGACGCUAACGGGCGCGGUCGGGAUCCGCGUGCGGCGAGUGCGCUGGGAAGGGAGUACGUGGGGAUGGGAGUGUGCGGUUGGUGGAAUGCAAUGGAAGGGGAAAGAGCGGCUGCUUUACAACGUUAUAGGGCAGGGGACGUACAGCAACGUGUACAAGGCGCGCGACCUGGAGAGCGGGCGGCUGGUAGCGCUGAAGAAGGUGCGGUUCGACAACCUGGAGCCGGAGAGCGUGCGGUUCAUGGCGCGCGAGAUCGAGGUGCUGCGGCGCCUGGACCACCCGAACGUGAUUCGGCUGGAGGGGCUGGUGACGUCGCGCAUGAGCUGCAGCCUGUACCUCGUCUUCGAGUACAUGGAGCACGACCUCGCCGGGCUCGCCGCCUGCCCCGGCAUCUCCUUCACCGAGGCGCAGGUGAAGUGUUACAUGCAGCAGCUGGUGGCGGGGUUGGAGCACUGCCACACGCACGGCGUGCUGCACCGCGACAUCAAGGGCAGCAACCUGCUGCUCGACAACACGGGCAGCCUCAAGAUCGCCGAUUUCGGGCUCGCCACGUUCUACCGCCCCGAGCAGAACGUGCCGCUGACCAGCCGCGUGGUGACGCUGUGGUACCGGCCGCCCGAGCUGCUGCUGGGCGCCACCACGUACGGCGUGGGCGUCGACCUGUGGAGCAGCGGCUGCAUCCUCGCCGAGCUGCUCGCCGGCAAACCCAUCAUGCCCGGCCGCACCGAGGUGGAGCAGCUGCACAAGAUAUUCAAGCUGUGCGGGUCGCCCAGCGAGGAGUACUGGCGGCGCUCCAAGCUGCCGCACGCCACCAUCUUCAAGCCCACCCAGCCGUACAAGCGCGCGUUGCGGGACCUGUUCAAGGACUUCCCCGCCACGGCGCUCAACCUGCUCGACGUCCUGCUCUCCAUCGAACCCGCCGACCGCGGCUCCGCCACCUCCGCGCUCGCGCACGAGUUCUUCACGACGAAGCCAUUGCCAUGCGACCCAGCGAGUCUACCGCAGUACCCGCCCAGCAAGGAGUACGACGCCAAGCUGCGCGACGAAGAGGCCCGCAGGCAGAGGGCGGCAGGGGCGAGGGCGGGCAAGGUGCUAGACACCAGCGCGAGCAGCAAGCAGGCGGCGGCGGGGCAGGGCGCGCAGCGCAGCAGCACGUCGCAGCAGCAGCCGCAGCUGCAGCAGCAGAGCCAGCAGCGCUCCAGCCGGGCGGUGCCGGCGCCCCACGCCAACGCGGAGCUGGUGGAGUCCAUCAACAUGCAGAAGGCGGCGGGGGGCAAGGCGGCGAUAGCGAAGAGCAAGAGUGAGAAGUUCAUCAGUCCGGCGGAGAUGGCGCUGGCGGCGGGCCUGCAGGGGCUGGGCCCGCACGCCAUGGGCGCCGCCAAGGCCGUGGACACGCCCGACGGGCUCAAGGCGCUCAAACCCGCCGACGCCACCGACAAGCUCCGGGGGGCGGCGCCGGGCGGCAAGGGCUUGUCCGCCACGACGUCGUGGGUGCAGGGGCCGUCCUUCUCGUCCGCAGGCACUGCUGCUGGCGCCACAGGGGGGGCGGCAGGGGCGGGGGUGGGGGGAAGGAACGUGAGUGGGGAGGUGGGGAUUGGGGAGAGCAAGCAGGGGGGGCUGGUGCGGACGGGCAGUGCGGGCAGGAGCAAGGGGGGUGUGAACCCCACGAGCCACGAGCUGUCGGCGGCCGGGGUGGCGGCUGCUGCUGGCGUGGCGGGUGUAGGCGGUGGCAGUGCGGCGGGCACGGGCGCGUCCAAGGACUUCUCCACGGGGUCAUCGCGUGACCUCACCGAGUCGAGAGAUGCUGCUCUGCGCAAAGGCGCUGCUCUCAACAGCAGCACCACCAAGGCCCGCCUGCACAAGACCCGGUCAGGGGAGUUGUCACAUCUGCCCGGUAAAUCCGAGAGUAAAUCGCGAAACAGCUCGAUGGACGAGAGGCAUCGGCGUGAGGUAGAGGCGCUGUUUGCAUCGGCGUCCAUGUCCGGCGUCCUGCCGGGCGGGCUGCUGGGGAGUGGGGGGGAUGGGGAUAGGGGCAGGGAGAAGGGCAGGGAGCGCGAGCAGCAGCGGCCGAGCAGCAGCGGCGGGCACGGGGGGGGCAGCAGUGGGCCGAUGCGCAUGUCGACACGCAAGGCGGGGGGAGCGGGGCAGGCGGAGAAGAGGGGGGUGGAUCAGAAGACGUGGAUGCUCAUGGGCGCCAAGGGCGAGCUGCCUCCCGGCGUCGCUGCUGCGCUGGCCGCCACGCGCGGGGAGGGCCACAGCCACUCGCUCAACGCCGUCGCCAGUGCCAGCAGCCUUGAGCGCACGGGUGGGGGUGGAGGAGGAGGGGGAGGGGAGGACCGUGCAGUGGUGCGCAGCAGCAGCAGCAGCGGGGGGCGUGGUGCGGCGGUGGAGGUGAGUCCGCGGGGGCGGCCCGUGUCCACGUUCGCUGUGGAGUUCAGCCCGCGCCGCGCCAGCCCCAGGCGCCCGGGCAGCGGCAGCGGCAGCGGCAGCAGUGCAGGCGGCAUGCGAGGGGCGGCGGCGGAGGGCAGUCCGCGGCGGCGGUGGUCGCCCAUGCGGGAGGGGUCGCCGCGGGGGGCUGCUCGGCCCAAGCGCAGCGUGGUGGGUGUAUCACCCUCGCGAGGCGGCAGCGGCAGUGCUGGGGGCAGCGGGGGGAGCAGUGCGCACAGGCGACGGCCGUCGGGGGGCAGUGGGGGAGGGAGUGGGGGAGGGGGAGAGUCGCAGCAUGUGGGUUUGGAGGGCGGUGUGGCGCGGCCAGGUGUGGGCGCAGAUGUGAAGGUGACAGCCGUGUCCUUCCCGCGUUCCGCGCUACUCGAUCCGCGAUUUCCUUUUCGCUCCUCGACGCGCUCUCCCAAGAACCGCCGGCUCGCCCUCGCCGUGGAGCGGCGGGGGCGCUGUGACCGUCGGUUCCAUGAGAGCGCACAGCGACCUCCGCGGGCCUCGCAUCCCGCCGCCGGUGCUCCUUCGAGUGCGCGCGUGUCUCUCGCCGCGCGCGCUCUCCGCACCGCCGCACAUUCACUCGCGAUUGCUCGUCUCGCCUGUCUUUCGUGCUGCUGGCCCUGUCUCUACGCUUCUCCCCACCGCCCUCUAACCUGUGAGCAUGGCUGCGACACCCGGAGCGGCACGGGUGCGGGGCAUCGACUGAUGGCAGGCGCGGUCAGGCGCGUGUCGUUCCUCGUAACCUCGCGGCUCUCAGCGCGGCUCGCAACACAUCGGAGACCCCGAGUAGCUGUCUCCAUCUUGGUGUGCAGCGGCCGCGCCAUGGAGGGAGUGGUGGAUAACACCAUGGAGGGAGUGGUGGAUAACACCAUGGAGGGAGUGGUGGAUAACACCAUGGAGGGAGUGGUGGAUAACACUAUGGAGGGAGUGGUGGAUAACACCAUGGAGGGAGUGUGGUAG